CCAUUUCCUCCGGGCUCAUAAACCCCUUCUUAUAUCCUUUUCCCUUUGGGCCACGGCCCCAAAAUGGAUGCCGGUGUCGUAUCCUCCUCCUCCCAAUUCCACCUGAAACCCUGCAAAUUAGGGUUAUGGUUUCAAGAUUUCACGACGCGGUCUCCUUCCCCUCGCCUUCUCGCCUUUCGUUCGAGGUUUUCUCUCGGUUGGAAGCUUCGGAGGGGUUCUCUCGAGAUCCGAGGGAAGCCUCGUCGAGCGGUCAUGGUGUCGCCGAGGGCGAGUGGAGGGGAGAGCCUGUCGCCGUGGGAUGAUAAGCCCUACGAGCUUCUUCCCACUGGACGGAGAGCUUAUCUCGAUGAGCAGGACGUGGUGAGCUUCCUCGAUCCUCCUAAGGAGCUCAUCCCCAUCGACCCAGCCUCCUACAACCCUGCUGCCUAUCUUUGGAAGAAAAUUGGAGAUAUUCCAGAAGAAAGGAGGCAUCGGUUGCUUUAUAUGCUGAAAGCUAGGCUUAUCUCUAGGAUUUGGGAACUAUCUGGGCAACGCUAUCACGAUGCUAAGCUGGCCAAGCAAACAGCAUCUACAUUGCUAUCUCUGGAAGCAGAUUCAAUAACGAUCGAAGUUUGGAGUGGACGAACAAGCAAAGGACCUUUGCCAAUUACUUGGCUUAAUGACUUCAAUAAGGUUAUUUUUCGGGCUAAGGAUGGGGCCACUUAUGGACGUGUAAUCCUCGGUGGAUCAAUUCCGUUCGGUUUACCAAAUCUUUAUAAUCCACUCUACUUCAGAGUGAGACAGGUGACAGAAGUUAUGUCGACAGAACAGCCAUGUGAUGUGGCAUAUGAGUUUGGUGAUGGGCUUUUUGAUCCCCAGAACUUUCCCAAAGGCUUCCCAAAACCAGCAAAACACCCUUGGCCAUUCAAUGAUCAUUUGGUUGUUUAUGUACGUCAUGCUGGACCGGGGGUGUUGGUAGGUCAAGCAUGGCAAGAAGGGAAAGACCUGGAGCAAGUGCCUCAAAAAUUCUGUGGUGAGAUAUUGAUGGUGAAAGAUUAUACAGCUAGUGGCUAGUAGUUGAGUGGUUUGACGAGCCUGCUGAUUAUGCUAAGGUCAAUCAGUAUAGUGACACUGCAUUCUGGAGUUCAAUAGUGAUUACCAUCUGUCUCGAGAUAUGCGAAUGAUCUUGCAUCUGAAUUUAUUUUGAUAAAUUUUGCAACUUAGUUUGUAUCACUAGAUUGCAACCUUUAGAUAUCAUUUGUAAGCUUCUUUGUAUGACUAGAUCAACCUUUAGAUAUCAUUUGUAACCUUCUUUGUGUGACUAGAUUGCAACCUUUAGAUAUCAUUUGUAAGCUUCAUUGGAGUUAUACAUGAUUGGUACCUAACUAAAAUAAAUUAGCUGUUAUGUUAUUA
This is a messenger RNA of Elaeis guineensis (African oil palm), 1392 nucleotides long. RefSeq lists its product as uncharacterized. Lineage: Eukaryota; Viridiplantae; Streptophyta; Magnoliopsida; Arecales; Arecaceae. The record is from RefSeq and is a predicted model, not a curated record.